This is a messenger RNA of Laccaria bicolor S238N-H82, 966 nucleotides long. RefSeq lists its product as uncharacterized. The record is from RefSeq and is a predicted model, not a curated record. Bases 1 to 966 code for a protein of 321 amino acids. Lineage: Eukaryota; Fungi; Basidiomycota; Agaricomycetes; Agaricales; Hydnangiaceae. The transcript has 2 exons.
AUGAGCCAGCCCCUCGACCCUCGUCGAUACUCGUCAAAAUCAAAACGGCCAGCCUCCAUCCCCGAGCUCACUGAACAAGCCCUAAAUAACCUCCAGUGGGACGAGAACGAGGAUAUCAAGCACUAUCUGCGCGUGGCAGGAAACUACCGCCGCGAUGGCAAGGAGUUUGUGAGGACAGGCGAAUUGGAGAACGCAUUUGUCCAGUUGACGAGGGCUGCGAUUCUGGUGCUUGAAAAACUGCCUCUGCAUCGUGACUACUACACGUUGCUGAGCCCGGCGCAGAGACAGAAUUUAGGGUUGGUGCGUGUCUAUCAGCUGUCAGGUCUCGGUGCAUUUGGGUGUAUAAUGUUGUUGGAGGACUAUCGCUCUCAUCUGACGGGCAGCGCGAGGCAGAUCAGCUAUGAUGCCAUGCCUGAGAUUCUGGGAUUGCCCCAUGGGAAGAGUAGAAACUUUGUUCCUUGCUCUGUGACGUGGUUUGGAAUGGAUGGAGGGACUGGCCUCACUUCCACUCAUGACUUAUAUGGGCUGUUCAAUUCCUUCAACGGCCAAGACAUGUUGGACACCCUCGGCGACCUGAAACCAACUCUAGUCGACAGGUUCGACAAAUGGAUUCAAGCUCAUCCGGAUGGGAUCGAUAACGAACGCACACCUGAUGCCAAUCUGCCCCAUCCGAUGCCCAACGAUGCCCAGACCCAGGCAUCAGCAGCGCAAUACCACGAGGAAGAGCAAAGGCGAGAGCAGAGGAGGCUCGCAGCGGAGGAAGCUGCACGAUGGAGACGUCAGCGAGAAGAACAGGAAGAAUUGACAGAGCGCACCCGAAAAGACGCCGUUGCUGCCGCUCGUCAGGCCGCGAAUGCACCUCAACGGUCUGCGACUAGGGAUGGAGAGUCGGAUAGGGAGCGGGAGAGGGUGUUUGAGAGGGAACGAUUGAGAUUGCGUGCUUUGGCUUUGUCUAUGGAGGAGUAG